GUCAUGACUCUGUCCAAAACUGGCUUCUCUCGUACCUUAUUAUUAUAAGGUUGCGCUCUGUUCUCACGGCGCCAAAUUAAUUCUUUCUCUCGCUUUCUCCACCAAAUCAAAUCCACUCCUCUCAAUUUCAUUUUCAUUUUCCCCCAAUUUUUUAGGGUUUUAGCCUCUCCAUUUUCUAGGGUUAGGGUUUGUUUUUUUCACUUGUUUCACAGCCAUGAGUGAAUGGCAACCACUUCUGCAAUCAAUUUUCAUCGGCUUAAUAUUCUCUUAUCUCGUCGCCAAGUUAAUCUCUUUAGUUGUUUCAUUCAAAGACGACAAUUUAACAAUCACUCGUAACACUGAGUCUAAUUCUCAGUCUAAGAAAACCGUCGUUCUUCUCGAUGAGAAUCCGCGUGGACCGGAGGCCGAUUUGGGCCUGCGCCUGGCCCACGAUGCUCGCGAGACUGAAUCUAUGAUCGCCGAACUUGGGAGCGUGAGAAAUGAGAGCUUACCUUGCAGUGAUUAUGAUGACGACGACGAUGACGACUGGGAGGGUGUUGAGAGCACGGAAUUGGAUGAGAUGUUCAGUGCUGCGACGGCGUUUGUGGCGGCCACUGCUGCAACGUCUCCCGCGCAGAAGGUUUCGAGUGAUGUGCAGUUACAGCUUUAUGGGUUGUACAAGAUUGCCACUGAAGGACCCUGUAGUACUCCCCAGCCUUCUGCUUUGAAAAUGACGGCUAGAGCCAAGUGGCAAGCGUGGCAGAAAUUGGGUGCUAUGCCUCCAGAAGAAGCAAUGCAGAAAUAUAUUGAUAUUGUUACAGAGCUAUAUCCUACUUGGGCUGCUGGUUUAUCCACUAAGAGCAGAGGUGGAGAUGAUGAUGCAGUAACUAGAGAAUCUAAAGGACCGAUGGGGCCUGUUUUCAGCUCUUUUGUGUAUGAGGAGGAAUCUGGAAAUGAGUUGAAAAUGGAUGCUGUACAUGCUUUUGCCAGAGAAGGAGAAGUGGAUAAUUUGCUUAAAUGUAUUGAAAAUGGUGUUUCAGUGAAUUUGAGAGAUAGUGAGGGUCGGACUCCAUUGCAUUGGGCUGUAGAUCGUGGCCACCUCAACGUCUGCGAACUCCUUGUUAGCAGGAACGCUGAUGUAAAUGCAAAAGACAAUGAAGGCCAAACUCCAUUGCAUUAUGCUGUUGUGUGCGAGAGGGAAGCUGUUGCUGAGUUUCUUGUGAAGCAAAAUGCUAACAUAGACAUACAGGAUAAUGAUGGCAACUCCCCUAGUGAGAACUGGCCUUGGAUGCGAGAUGCAGUGAAACAGAGUGACUGAUGGUUGUGUUUUGUUAUGGUAGCUCAAGUAAUUCUCGACAAAUUUCUCAUGCUUGUACAUGGCUAUACAAUGAUAACAACCUCUUUCAACUUAUUUCAUCUUAAUGAUAUAUUAGUAUCGGGCUUUAUAUUCUCGGCCCUCUGCUAAUUGUGAUUCUUCA
This is a messenger RNA of Pistacia vera, 1457 nucleotides long. RefSeq names its product acyl-CoA-binding domain-containing protein 1-like. Bases 215 to 1297 code for a protein of 360 amino acids. The transcript is spliced from 6 exons. Lineage: Eukaryota; Viridiplantae; Streptophyta; Magnoliopsida; Sapindales; Anacardiaceae. The record is from RefSeq and is a predicted model, not a curated record. Gene Ontology annotation, molecular function: fatty-acyl-CoA binding; protein binding.